UAUAUUAACGGCUGUUUGCCGGGGCUGGCCGGCUUCAUUAGGAACGUACAAGUCAGUCCGUCGUGCUGCUUUCCGGGAAUAACCAUCUGCUUGUCUCCAUCGUUCGCCAUGGCACCGGUAGUGAAGUGUUUACUCUUCGCCGUAAUUGCGGUGAAUUACGUUGUCGCCAAGAUUCCUCCGCCGGGUAUCAAGAAACUGAGCGAUACGCAGUAUGAGAGCCUGCCGAAGUUCGAGCCGAACAGCCGGCAUCGCGCCGUCAAAGCGAUACCUGAUUGUUUCGACGCGCGGAAACGCUGGCCGAAGUGCAAGAGUAUCGGGGAUAUCCGCAAUCAGGGAAUGUGCGGUACCUGUUGGGCGGUAGCCAGUUCCGCCGUCCUCUCGGAUCGCAUCUGUAUCGCCUCGGGAGAAAAGGAUCAGACGUACAUUUCCGCUGAGCACAUUGCCGGCUGUACAGAUCUGAAGCGCAAUGGAUACGAAAACUGUCAGGGAGGCAACGACAACGCCAACGCCUACCGGCAGGUAGCCACCUUCGGCGUGGUCAGCGGUGGCAACUACAACAGCAAAUCGGGAUGCAUGCCGUAUCCGCUGCGCCCGCUGCCCGACUCGGAGGCCAUCGACAUCACCUGCCGCGAUCAGUGCACCAACACCGGCUUCAAGCAGAGCUUCGAGAAGGACAAACACUACAUCGAUGCAUUCUGGGCGUCGUACAUCGGGCAGACGCCGCUGAACGGCAUGCAGAACACCCCGGCCGCGGAGACCGCCAAGAACGUGGAGCUGAUGAAGAUGGACAUUAUGACCAACGGACCCAUCACCGCUGCCAUCGUCAUGUACACCGACUUCGAACCCUGGAAGCCCGAACAAGGUGCUUACCGAGGCCCGGGUGCCGGCGCCCAAGGCCCCAUCGGCGGACACGCCGUCCGCAUCAUCGGUUGGUGCAAGGACCCCAACGGCGUGCCCUACUGGCUGAUCGCCAACUCCUGGGGCACCGACAAGGGCGACAAGGGUACCUACUGGAUCGAGAUGGGGAAGAACGUCAUCGGGGUGGAGGACAUGGUGUCGGCGCCCAUCAUUAAGCAGCCCAACACCUGCCCGACGUCCCUCUGCGAGCAGGCCUUCGACCAGGUCAUCCGGCUGCAUCCCAACGACCCCAGUUCUGCCGUGUUCGUCUUCCAGGGCAACUGCACCCAGGAGGUCAAGGUCAGCGCCGACGGGAAGAUCACGCCGGUCGGGGCACCGGGACCCAUUGCCAGUACGUUCAUGGGGGGUCCGAAUUACGGGCCGAUCCGCUUCUGGGUGGAGGCGCAGAACCCGGCUGAAUUGUGGAUCGCCAGUGAUAACGGAAAAGCCGGAGUGUGCUUCGACACGCCACGCGCCGGUAAAAAAGGCUGCCGUGUGGGUAAAUUCAACGUCAACACCAUGGACCAGAACGCUGGACCGAUGACCAUCACCGCUGGCGGCGACAAAUAUAUUUAUUAUACGGAUGCCGGUCGCGCCAAGCAGAUCUACAAAUUCCCGGGACGCAGUCCGAGCGGUCAGGGCAUCGACAUCGGCGACGCCGUCAGCAGUAAAUUCAAAAAGGUCACGUCCAUCCUGGACAUCGACGGCAGCAAGAUGCUGGUGUGCGGUGUCGGCAUCAAGGGACAGCCGGCCUGCGCCACGCUGGCUUACGAUACGUGGAAGUUGUCGAAUCACAACACGCUGAAGAAAAUCGUGACCAAGUGCUGAAGGAAGGCUGGCAUCGUUUCGGGGAAAGGCCUGGUUGUUGCCACUGAACGACUGAUUACUGUGAAAGAUGGUUGUAACAAUCAACUGAAGUAUUCUUUUCCGCGUGCCGCGUAAUGGGGUAUUUUAAAUUAAGGGAUGGUUUGGGUUCCAUAGUCACGUUGGUUCUACCUAAUUGUACGCUGGCGACUACGAGAUGCAAUAAAAUUUUUUUUGUUUAAGUGAAACUGACUCUCGAUAUUGUAAUCGCGUUAUUGGAAAUAAAUCAGUUCUGCAUAAAAAUCUGGAUCGG
This is a messenger RNA of Paramacrobiotus metropolitanus, 2014 nucleotides long. RefSeq lists its product as uncharacterized. The transcript is spliced from 9 exons. NCBI's taxonomy places the organism in Eukaryota, Metazoa, Tardigrada, Eutardigrada, Parachela, Macrobiotidae. The record is from RefSeq and is a predicted model, not a curated record. Bases 109 to 1725 code for a protein of 538 amino acids. Gene Ontology annotation, molecular function: cysteine-type endopeptidase activity. Gene Ontology annotation, cellular component: lysosome.